This is a messenger RNA of Drosophila eugracilis, 522 nucleotides long. RefSeq names its product clumping factor A. The record is from RefSeq and is a predicted model, not a curated record. Bases 37 to 522 code for a protein of 161 amino acids. NCBI's taxonomy places the organism in Eukaryota, Metazoa, Arthropoda, Insecta, Diptera, Drosophilidae. The transcript has a single exon.
UAAGGUUACCUAUCUGUUCGUUGACUUUUGGCAAAAAUGAGGCUGCUGCUGGUUUUGAGCCUGGCCAUAAUGGUUGCCCACGUGGCCAUUGCUGCUGACACUGAUGACACCUCCGACUAUUAUGAUUAUUAUUCCGAUGAAGAUAGUGAUAGUUCUACGGAAACCGAUUCAUCAACCGAUGCCACUACGGAUUCUGGUAAUGAUACGGAUGCUUCCGAUAGCUCAGCUAGUUCUGAAGAUAGUUCUGAGGAUACAGCCUCCGAGGACACUUCCUCCGCCACCGAUGAUACUACAAACUCACCUUCAACCAAGACAAAUAAAGCCAAGAAAACGGCAGCUCGCAGAAGGCGCAGGCGCACCACUGUGUCCCCAAAACGUCGCACGACCGCUGCCCCGAAACGUAAGGUAGUGGCUGCCACGCCUGCCAAGAAACAAACACCUGUGGCCAAAAAGAAGCAGACACCUGUGGCCGCCAAGAAGAAGACCAAUGCUGCUGCCAGCAAACGCAAGCGUUCGGGUUAA